UCUCAUCAAGCAUUGCUUUGUUUCCGUGCCAAUACGGCUUUGUGRUUGCAUCUUGUAUCGUGUAUCAUACGGGACCCUCUUGCUACGGACCCUCGGAAGACCACGAACAAAAUCCGUAGGUAAAAAGUACAAGAUGGAAACAAUGACCCUCUUCUCGGCGCUGCUGCUGCUGUUGCUGCAAUCUGCAACGGGCGUUGCAGAAAGCAGCAUGAAUACUGGCGGAGAGGAGAGCCAAAUCCAUCUCGGCGGUCCGUCGUCCUGGGUCUUCCCCUUGCUCCUCUCGUGCCUCGCGGGAGCCUCCACUUGCGUUGGUGCCUCCGUGGUGUUUUGUUUCCGCCCCUCCGCGAUCCGCCGGUCCAUGGCUUUUUCCCUGAGCAUGGCGGCAGCCGUCAUGAUCACGAUCUCCGUGGUGUCGAUCCUUCCCGAGGUGGCCAGGGGCAUCCUGGUGGCGUACAAGGAGGAGCAAACGGGGGCUUCAAACGACUACGGACACAACGCUUUCGGCCUGUUGCUCCUUGAGCGUCUCUUCUGGUUCGGGGUGGGGGUCGGAGCCUAUCUGUUGCUUGCCAGGCUCCUGGUCUUGUUGCCGGAACCAGAACAUUUGUACCUCCUGGAAGAUCCGGGAGACGACGAGGACCACAAGAGGAACUACGAUUUGUACCUGUCUGACGACGGCGGCGAUGGCAAAGACGAGGAGGCGUCUUCCGGUCUCUCCCCCUUGCUCGUCCGGCGGCGGGCCACCGGGAACACAAAGGGUGGAACCAAAAAUGUGGCGUUGGACCGGGCACUGUCGAGCGACACGCUAUCCUCGUCCAACCACAGCAGUUCAUUGAAAGCGUUGGAGAAUACCACUCCGUAUCCCGAGGUUGUGGAAACCGGGGAAGACUUGUCGGCAUUCUCCAAGGAACGACGAAGACGAUCGUGGAGGGUCACCCUCAUGUUAUUUGCGUCSUUGCUGAUCCACAAUUUUCCGGAAGGAUUGUGUGUGGUACGUCGGUAAUCAUCGCAAUAAAGAGUGCAAUCGUUGAAGAUGCACAUGGGAUUUGUUCGUCACGGAUUUUUUCUUAUUUUAAAUGAUUCAUUCGCUCACUCUGUUAAUCACGGACUUGUGUUCGAUCAAUAUUCAAUGCUCAGGCUGCCUCCGCCAAGGAAUCACCAGAACUGGGCAUUACAGUCGCUAUUGGAAUUUUUAUUCAUAAUGUCCCAGAGGGGAUUGCAAUCAGUGGUGCGUACUAGAUAUAUCGAGCACAUUUUCACCUUCUGGAUCGUGUUUCGACGGACUCUCUCACUCGUUCGUUUCGUUUGUCGACAAUCCUUUCGCAACGCAACAUCGAUUCGCGUCACAGUUCCCUGCAUCGCCGCACGACCCGACCAGCCCUGGUUGGCAUUCUGGCUCGCUAGUGCUUCUGGGCUUGCCGAACCGCUGGGUGCGGUGGUGGCUCUAUCAAUGCUCGGUGCUAGCAGUGACCCUCCAGACCUGGAGAACGUCCUGAGUUUUGUGGCUGGCGUUAUGAUCACGGUCGCGCUGAGGGAGCUCUAUCCUGAGGCUCUGAAAGCAGCGGAAGAAGCCUCGAAACAUUCACAACAGCAUUCCACGAGGGAUUCCACGAGGGAAGCCCUUCUGUUUCGGAGCCCGCGACUGUCACGGUUCAUGCUGCAGCCACAGAAUCGAUCAAUUGUGUGGGGUUCCGUAAUGGGGACGGCGCUCAUGGUGGCUACAGAACUCUAUUUGACGUGAGGAAAGGACCACCAAUCGGCAAAAAUGUCACGAUAGUGGUAUGGGGCUGGCAGAAUCAUCUUUUGUACAAGACAAACGUGAUUGGUCGAAUCAAUCAAAAUUCUCCCU
Molecule: messenger RNA, 1846 nt
Organism: Pseudo-nitzschia multistriata
Lineage: Eukaryota; Bacillariophyta; Bacillariophyceae; Bacillariales; Bacillariaceae
Source: the annotation of a GenBank genome assembly